GGGGUUGUGAAGCAAUGUGACCCACCAUUUUUUUUUUUGUUUGAAUCUUUGUCUACUUUUCUUUCGUAGUGUUUUUUUCUUGUAGAAAAAUAAGAAAUGAAAACAAACUAUAAACUUGUGUAUGGGUUUUGACCCUUACAUAUAUAUCUCUCUACACCUUCUCUCUCUUCAUCUUUCUUUCAAUUUAUCUCUGUGUUUUUUUUAUCUCCAUUUUCUUUGCUUAGAGCAACCACCAAGGCCACAAGGGUGUUAUCAUUUGAAAUCCAUUUUUUCGGUUUCGGAUUUUGGCUUUUUUUUUUCUUCUUCUUUUCUUAUAUGUUUGAACACACAUUCUCUUGUGCUUGGUAGGUUGUGCCGUUGAGACCAUGGGCCCUAAACUCCACUGACGAUUAAUGGUCAUUGGUGAAAACUGAAAGGAGUCUCCAUCUAGUCUUUCAGUGCUCUCUCUCUAUUUGCCCCCAUUCUCCCGCUGUCUCGCAUUUCUGCUUUUUCGGUUCUCUUUAUUCCCCUCUAUCUCUCUUCUCUCUCUUUUUUUUUUUUUCUCUUUCCCUUUGUGCGAAAUUUGGGGUUUUUGAAUGGUUUUCGUUUUGUUUGAUUUUGUGAGGGAAAUUCAUGUUGGUUUUUUAUUCUGAAUAUGGGUUUUGAAGAUCGUGUGGGGAAGAGUAUUGGGUUUCGUUUACUUUUGACUCCUGUGGACUGUGAUUCUUGGGUUUGUACUUGCAAAGUUUUAAUCUUGUGAUUGUUUGAGGAACUGCCUUUGGGUGAAUUGGGGUUAUUUUGAUGUGGGUUUCGGGGUCUGGGUUUGGAUUUGGACACAUUUACAGGUUACGAGUAUAGAGAAUAAAUCAGAAGCUUCCACUAGAGAUCUUAACAAACUGUAGUAGCAUUGUGCAGCUGAAUUGGUGUAUAAAUAUGUGUAAGUGAUGGUGAAAUUGGUAGGUGAUGUGUAAAGCAUACAGGGUGCUUUGUCUGUUACAUAAAAGACAUUAUGAUUGAGAGGCUUGUUUUCGGUUUUUGAAAUCGAACUUUUGUUGGUGAAUCUGAUAUUGGCAUUUGGCAAGUUCUUAAUAGCGGAAGGAAAUGGACCGAGUGAUGCAGCCACCACUGGUUGAUACAACAGCAUGUUUAUGUAGAGUAGAUGCCGGACUUAAAACUGUUGCUGGAGCAAAAAGGUAUGUUCCUGGGUCAAGGCUCUGUCUUCAGCCUGAUAUUAAACCAUCUAUACAUCCAACAAGAAGUAAGCCGGCGCGCGGUGAUAGGAGUAGGAACCAAUCACCUUUGCUUCCUGGACUUCCCGAUGAUCUUGCCAUUGCUUGUCUAAUACGGGUCCCAAGGGCCGAGCACCGUAAACUUCGCCUAGUCUGCAAAAGAUGGUAUCGUCUUAUGGUUGGUAACUUCUUUUACUCCCUUCGGAAAAACCUUGGCCUUGCAGAAGAAUGGAUAUAUAUCAUUAAAAGAGACCGAGAUGGAAAAAUCUCAUGGCAUGCCUUCGACCCUAUAUACCAGCUUUGGCAGCCCCUUCCACCAGUCCCAAAGGAAUAUUCUGAUGCUCUCGGGUUUGGUUGUGCUGUACUCAGUGGUUGUCAUCUCUAUUUGUUUGGUGGGAAAGACCCUAAGAAGGGAUCAAUGAGGCGAGUCAUAUUUUAUAAUGCUAGAACCAAUAAAUGGCACCGUGCCCCAGAUAUGCUCCGUCGAAGACAUUUUUUUGGCUCAUGUGUUAUAAACAAUUGCCUUUAUGUUGCUGGUGGGGAGAAUGAAGGGAUUCAUAGGUCCUUGAGAUCAGCAGAAGUUUAUGAUCCCAACAAGAACAGAUGGACCUUCAUUUCAGAUAUGAGCACUGCAAUGGUACCUUUCAUUGGAGUUGUAUACGAAGGGAAAUGGUAUCUGAAGGGGCUGGGCUCUCAUCGUCAAGUUCUGAGUGAGGUCUACCAACCUGAAAACAACAGUUGGUACCCUGUGUACGACGGAAUGGUCGCAGGUUGGAGGAAUCCUAGUGCUUCUUUAAAUGGAAACCUCUACGCCUUGGAAUGCAAGGAUGGCUGCAAACUUCGAGUUUACGACGAAGUAACUGAUUCUUGGAGCAAACACAUUGACAGUAAGAUGCAUUUGGGGAAUUCUCAGGCAUUGGAGGCAGCUGCUCUUGUUCCCUUAAAUGGUAAAUUGGGCAUCAUUCGAAAUAACAUGAGCAUAUCCUUGGUGGACGUUUCAAAAUCCAACGAUGUAGAUGGAGCUACUGCAGAACAUUUAUGGGAAAAUAUAGCAGGAAAAGGUCAAUUCAAGACUUUGGUCACAAAUCUGUGGUCAAGCCUUGCUGGUAGGAACCGCUUGAGGAGUCACAUAGUUCACUGCCAGAUCCUUCAAGCUUGAAAAUAGAUUUGUAAAUUAAAUUAUAUCAUAAUCAAACUUAAGUUUUUUUUUGGUUUUCUAUCUAAAUACCAUAUGAUGCGAUGAGCUAUAAUAUACAUAGGAAGCUAAAAGCUUGCCAAGGUACCCAAAGAAAGAAAAAGAAAAAGAGUAUAUAGUUCGCCCACUUGUGCCUUGAGAAUCAAUACUAGUUAGAUAGGUGAGGUUGUUUGUUUCACUUUCUGUGUACCUGUCUUGUCACAUAUAUUUUACUAAAUGAUACACAACGUUAGUUAUGCACUAAA
Molecule: messenger RNA, 2648 nt
Organism: Cannabis sativa
Lineage: Eukaryota; Viridiplantae; Streptophyta; Magnoliopsida; Rosales; Cannabaceae
Product: F-box/kelch-repeat protein At1g55270
Exons: 2
Coding region: 1081-2367 (428 amino acids)
Molecular function (GO): protein binding
Source: RefSeq, a predicted model, not a curated record